Messenger RNA from Microtus oregoni (creeping vole), 7566 nucleotides. RefSeq names its product centrosomal protein 290 (gene Cep290). The transcript has 53 exons. The record is from RefSeq and is a predicted model, not a curated record. Lineage: Eukaryota; Metazoa; Chordata; Mammalia; Rodentia; Cricetidae. Gene Ontology annotation, biological process: kidney development; camera-type eye development. The coding region runs from base 154 to 7566 and encodes 2470 amino acids.
CUUGGGCUCGCUCGGGAGGAAGAGUUUGGCGGGAGCCGGAGUGCGCGAGGACACCUCUUGGAAGAGACGCCCGGGACGCCGCCGAACCCGCCGUGGCGGUCUGUGUAGAUGAGCGACUGCCGCAGGAGCUGAAAGGCGGCAAAAGAAUUCAAGAUGCCACCCAACAUAAACUGGAAAGAGUUAAUCAAGGUUGACCCAGAUGACCUACCACGCCAAGAAGAGCUGGCAGAUAAUUUAUUGAUUUCCUUAUCCAAGGUGGAAGUAAACGAACUAAAAGAUGAAGAACAAGAAAAUGUGAUACAUCUAUUCAGAAUUACUCAGUCUUUAAUGAAGAUGAAAGCUCAGGAAGUCGAGCUAGCCUUGGAAGAAGUCGAAAAGGCUGGAGAAGAACAAGCAAAAUUCGAAAAUCAAUUAAAGACAAAAGUAAUGAAACUGGAAAAUGAACUAGAGAUGGCUCAGCAUUCUGCAGGUGGACGUGAUACUCGGUUUUUACGUGAUGAGAUUCGUCAACUUGAAAAGCAAUUGGAACAGAAAGAUAGAGAAUUAGAGGAUUUGGAAAAAGAGCUGGAUAAAGAGAAGAAAGUUAAUGAACAGCUGGCUCUUCGAAAUGAGGAGGCAGAAAAUGAAAACAGCAAAUUAAGAAGAGAGAAUGAACAGCUUCGUCAGGACAUUAUUGACUACCAGAAACAAAUAGAUUCACAAAAAGAGUCACUUCUAUCAAGGAGAGGAGAAGACAGUGACUACCGAUCACAGCUGUCUAAAAAGAACUAUGAACUUGUUCAAUAUUUGGAUGAAAUUCAGACGUUAACGGAAGCUAAUGAGAAAAUUGAAGUUCAGAACCAAGAGAUGAGAAAAAAUCUAGAAGAGUCUGUCCAGGAAAUGGAGAAGAUGACUGAUGAGUAUAACAGGAUGAAGGCUCUUGUGCACCAGACAGACACUGCUAUGGACCAGAUAAAGAAAGAGAACGAGCACUAUCGACUUCAAGUGCGAGAGCUCACAGAUCUUCUGAAAGCAAAAGAUGAAGAGGAUGAUCCAGUCAUGAUGGCUGUCAAUGCAAAAGUGGAAGAAUGGAAGUUAAUUUUGUCUUCCAAAGAUGAUGAAAUCAUUGAAUAUCAGCAAAUGUUACAUAAUCUGAGAGAGAAACUUAAAAAUGCCCAACUUGAUGCUGAUAAAAGUAACAUCAUGGCUCUGAAACAGGGAAUCCAGGAACGAGACAGUCAAAUUAAGAUGCUUACUGAACAGGUAGAACAGUACACGAAAGAAAUGGAAAAAAAUACUUUUAUUAUUGAAGAUUUGAAAAAUGAGAUCAAGAAAGACAAAGGUACUUCAAGCUUUCAUCAGCAGACUAAUUAUAUGAAGAUUCACUCAAAAGUACAAAGUCUAGAAGAGAAAGCCAAAGAGGCUGAGCGAAUAGCCGACCUGGCUGAGGCUGAUGCCAGGGAGAAGGAUAAAGACUUGGCUGAGGCUUUGAAGAGAUUAAAAGAUUAUGAAUCUGGUGUAUAUGGCUUAGAAGAUGCUGUUAUUGAAAUAAAGAAUUGUAAAGCCCAAAUUAAAAUAAGAGAUGGAGAGAUUGAAGUAUUGACCAAGGAAAUCAAUAAACUUGAGAUGAAGAUCAAUGAUGUCCUUGAUGAAAACGAAGCCCUUAGAGAACAGGCCGGCCUUGAACCAAAGACAAUGAUUGAUUUAACUGAAUUUAGAAACAGUAAACGCUUAAAACAGCAGCAGUACAGAGCUGAAAACCAGAUACUUUUGAAAGAGAUUGAAAGUCUCGAGGAAGAACGACUUGAUUUGAAAAGAAAAAUUCGUCAAAUGGCUCAAGAAAGAGGAAGAAGAAAUGCAGCUUCAGGAUUAACCAUGGAGGACUCGAACCUAACUGAAAAGUUUUCUCAGGAAGAUAAAAUAGGAGAAAGACAACUAAAUUUUAUGAGCCUCAAAAGCAUGAAUGAAACACAAUCAAAGAAUGAAUUUCUUUCAAGAGAACUAAUUGAGAAGGAAAGAGACUUAGAAAGAAGUAGGACGGUAAUUGCUAAAUUUCAGAAUAAAUUAAAAGAAUUAGUUGAAGAAAAUAAGCAACUUGAAGAAGGCAUGAAAGAAAUUUUGCAAGCUAUUAAGGACAUGCAGAAGGACCCUGAUGUGAAAGGAGGUGAAACUUCUCUAAUCAUCCCAAGUCUGGAAAGACUGGUUAAUGCUAUAGAAUCAAAGAAUGCAGAAGGAAUCUUUGAUGCCAGUUUGCAUUUGAAAGCCCAAGUUGAUCAACUUACAGGAAGGAAUGAAGAAUUAAGGCAAGAACUCAGGGAGUCUCGGAAAGAGGCUAUAAAUUAUUCACAGCAGUUGGCAAAAGCAAACUUAAAGAUUGAUCAUCUGGAGAAAGAGACUGAUCUUCUCCGCCAGUCUGCAGGAGCCAAUGUAGUUUACAGAGGUGUAGACUUGCCUGAUGGGAUAGCACCGUCUAGUGCCCAUAUCAUCAAUUCCCAGAAUGAAUACUUAAUACAUCUUUUGCAGGACCUAGACAAUAAAGAAAAGAAGUUAAAACAUUUAGAAGAUUCUCUUGAAGAUUAUAACAGAAAAUUUGCAGUAAUUCGUCAUCAACAAAGUUUAUUAUAUAAAGAAUAUCUAAGUGAAAAGGAGACGUGGAAAACAGAGUCUGAGACAACAAAAGAGGAGAAGAGGAAGCUUGAGGACCAAGUCCAGCAGGAUGCUGUGAAAGUGAAGGAGUAUAAUAAUCUGCUCAGUGCUCUUCAGAUGGAUUCAAAUGAGAUGAAGAAAAUGCUUUCGGAAAACAGUAGGAAAAUCACCGUUUUGCAAGUGAAUGAGAAGUCCCUCAUACGGCAGUAUACAACCCUGGUGGAAAUGGAGCGGCAGCUUAGGAAAGAAAACGGGAAGCACAAGAAUGACUUAGUGUCAAUGGAAGCUGAAGUUACUGAAAAAAUUGGAAGUUUGCAAAGAUUUAAGGAAAUGGCUACCUUCAAAAUUGCAGCUCUCCAGAAAGUUGUAGAUAAUAGUGUCUCUUUGUCUGAACUUGAACUUGCCAAUAAGCAAUACAAUGAACUAACUACUAAGUACAGGGACAUACUGCAGAAAGAUAACAUGCUUGUUCAGAGGACAAGUAACCUGGAGCACCUGGAGUGUGAAAAUGCAUCUUUAAAAGAACAAAUGGACGCCAUAAGUAAAGAGCUGGAGAUUACAAAGGAGAAGCUGCACACCAUUGAACAAGCCUGGGAACAAGAAACUAAAUUAGGAAAGGAAUCAAACAUGGAUAAGGCAAGAAAAUCAAUGACAAAUAGUGACAUUGUUUCUAUUUCCAAAAAAAUCACUGUGUUGGAGAUGAAGGAAUUAAAUGAAAGGCAGAGAGCUGAACACUGUCAGAAAAUGUAUGAACACCUGAGGACCUCCGUAAAACACAUGGAAGAACGGAAUUUUGAAUUGGAAACCAAAUUCACUGAGCUUACCAAAAUCAACCUGGAUGCCCAGAAGGUGGAGCAGAUGCUGAGAGACGAACUAGCUGACAGUGUGAGCAAGGCCGUGAGUGAUGCUGAUAGACAGCGCAUUCUCGAGUUAGAGAAGAAGGAGGUGGAGCUCAAAGUUGAAGUGUCUAAACUGAGAGAGAUUUCUGAUAUUGCCAAAAGACAAGUUGAGUUUUUGAAUACGCAGCAACAGUCCAGGGAAAAGGAAGUGGAAUCCCUCAGAAUGCAGCUUCUGGACUACCAGGCACAAUCUGAUGAAAAGGCGCUAAUUGCCAAACUGCACCAACAUGUUGUUGCUCUUCAGAUUAGUGAGGCCACUACUCUUGGUAAGUUGGAGUCAGUUACAUCUAAACUCCAGAAGAUGGAGGCCUACAGUUUGCGCCUAGAGCAGAAACUGGAUGAGAAAGAGCAGACCCUCUACUACGCUCGCCUGGAAGGCAGAAACAGAGCAAAACACCUGCGCCAAACCAUUCAGUCUCUGCGAAGGCAGUUCAGUGGUGCCUUACCCCUGGCCCAGCAGGAAAAGUUCUCCAAAACUAUGAUUCAGCUGCAAAAUGACAAACUGAAGAUGAUGCAGGAAAUGAAAAGUUCUCAGCAAGAGCACAGGAAUAUGGAAAACAAAACACUGGAGAUGGAAUUAAAAUUAAAAGGCUUGGAAGAAUUGAUAAGCACUUUAAAGGAUGCCAGGGGAGCCCAAAAGGUAAUCAAUUGGCAUGUCAAAAUAGAAGAGCUUCGCCUUCAGGAACUUAAACUAAACAGAGAACUAGUCAAGGGUAAAGAAGAAAUCAAAUACUUGAAUAAUAUCAUCUCUGAAUAUGAGCAGACCAUCAACAGUCUCGAGGAAGAAAUCGUUCAGCAGAGCAAGUUUCACGAAGAAAGACAGAUGGCUUGGGAUCAAAGAGAGGUUGAGCUGGAGCGCCAACUAGACAUCUUUGACCGUCAGCAAAAUGAAAUACUCAGUGCCGCACAAAAGUUUGAAGAGGCUACAGGAUCAAUGCCAGACCCCAGCUUGCCCCUUCCAAACCAACUUGAAAUUGCUCUAAGAAAAAUUAAGGAAAAUAUUCGAACAAUUCUUAAAACACAAGCAACUUGCAAGUCAUUAGAAGAGAAGCUACAAGAAAAAGAAUCUGCUUUACGGUUGGCAGAGCAAAAUAUUCUGUCAAGAGACAAAGUAAUCAAUGAACUGAGGCUCCGAUUGCCUGCCACAACUGAUCGAGAGAAACUUAUAGCUGAGCUCGACAGAAAAGAGCUGGAACCAAAAUCUCAGCACACAAUGAAAAUCGCCCAACAGACCAUUGCUAACAUGCAGGCAAGGUUAAAUCAGAAGGAAGAAGUCCUGAAGAAAUACCAACAUCUUCUGGAAAAAGCCAGAGAGGAGCAAAGAGAAAUUGUUAAGAAGCAUGAGGAAGACCUUCAUGUCCUUCAUCAUAAAUUAGAACUACAGGCUGAGAAUUCACUCAAUAAAUUCAAGCAGACAGCCCAGGAUUUACUAAACCAGUCUCCUGGUCCAGUACCUACCAACAAGCAUUUCAUCCGUCUGGCCGAGAUGGAGCAGACAGUAGCAGAACAAGAUGACUCUCUGGCCUCACUUCUUACCAAACUAAAGAAAGUAUCAAAAGAUUUGGAAAGACAAAAAGAAAUUACUGAGUUAAAAGUCAGAGAAUUUGAAAGCAUCAAAUUACGGCUCCAGGAGAACCAUGCAGGGGAGGUGAAGAAAGCGCAGUCAGAAGUGGAGGACUUAAGGCGUGCUCUUGUCCAAGCACAGAAGGAGGCUCACAGUUUGAAGUCUGAACUCCAGGCUCAGAAAGAAGCAAACUCAAGAGCCCCCACAACCACAAUGAAAAAUCUAGUGGACAGGCUAAAGAGCCAAUUGGCCUUGAAGGAGAAGCAACAAAAGGCACUUAGUCGAGCCCUGUUGGAACUCCGGGCCGAAAUGACAGCUGCAGCUGAAGAACGUAUUAUUGCCGUAACUUCUCAGAAAGAGGCAAAUCUCAACGUGCAGCAGGUUGUUGAUCGACAUACGAGAGAGCUAAAGUUACAAAUUGAAGAUUUAAAUGAAAAUCUUUUAAAAUUAAAAGAAGCUCUUAAAACAAGUAAAAACAAAGAAAAUUCUCUAGCUGACAACUUAAAUGAUUUAAAUAAUGAACUGCAAAAAAAGCAAAAAGCUUAUAAUAAAAUCCUUAGAGAGAAAGAUGGAAUUGAUCAAGAAAAUGACGAACUGAGAAGACAAAUUAAAAGACUGUCCAGUGGGCUACAGAGCAAACCUCUGCUAGAUAAUAAGCAAAGUUUAAUUGAUGAACUUCAAAAAAAAGUUAAAAAACUUGAAAGCCAACUGGAAAGAAAGAUGGAUGACGUCGACAUAAAACCAGUGAAGGAGAAGAGUGCUAGAGAAGAAUUAAUUAGGUGGGAAGAAGGUAAAAAGUGGCAAACCAAAGUAGAGGGAAUGCGCAGCAAACUAAAAGAGAAAGAAGGGGAAGUCCACAGUCUAGCGAAGCAGCUGAGUACUCUGAAGGAGCUUUUUGCCAAAGCUGAUAAAGAGAAACUUACACUGCAGAAGAAACUGAAAACAACAGGCAUGACUGUCGAUCAGGUUUUAGGAGUGCGAGCCUUGGAGUCGGAGAAAGAGCUGGAAGAGUUAAAAAAGAGAAAUGUGGACUUAGAGAAUGACUUGCUACACAUGAGGACCCACCAAGCUCUUCCACGAGAUUCUGUUGUGGAAGAUUUACAUUUACAAAAUAAAUAUCUUCAAGAAAAACUUCGUACUUUAGAAAAACAGCUAUCAAAGGAUGCAUAUCCUCAGUCUUUGACUUCAGAGUCAGAUGAUCAUUGUCAGAAAGAGCAAGGACUGCAGAAAGAGAACUUGAAGCUGUCAUCUGAAAAUAUUGAGCUGAAAUUUCAACUUGAACAAGCAAAUAAAGAUUUGCCAAGACUAAAGAAUCAAGUAAGAGAUUUGAAGGAAAUGUGUGAAAUUCUUAAGAAAGGAAAAAUGGACCUGGAACGGAAACUUGGUCAGGUCAGAGGGUCUGGUAGAAGUGGAAAGACAAUUCCAGAGCUAGAAAAAACUAUUGGGUUAAUGAAGAAAGUGGUUGAAAAAGUCCAAAGAGAAAACGAACAAUUGAAAAAAGCAUCAGGAAUAAUGACUAGUGAAAAAAUGACUAAUCUUGAAGAAGAAAAUGAAAAAUUAAAGACUGAAUUAGAAAAGCUUAAAGCUCACUUUGGACAUCAUUUGAGUACACAAUAUGAAUCCAAGAACAAAGGCACCGAGAAAAUUGUUGCCGAAAAUGAACGGCUUCGGAAAGAACUUAAGAAAGAAAUGGAAGCUUCCGAGAAACUGCGGAUAGCUAAGCACAGCCUAGAGCUGGUCAAUGACAAGAUGGCAGUUCAACUCGAAGAGAUGGCCAAGAGAUUACAGUUUGCAGAACAGAGAGGGCCACAGCUGGAAGGUGCUGACAGCAAGAGCUGGAAGUCAAUUGUGGUUACCAGAAUGUAUGAGACCAAGAUGAAAGAGUUCGAAAGUGAUAUUGCCAAAAAGAAUCAAAGUAUAAUUGACCUUAAACAGCUUGUACGAGAAGCAACAGAGAGAGAACAGAAAGCUAAGAAACACAUGGAAGAUCUUGAACAACAGAUUGAGAUGCUCAAAAAUGUUCCUGAAGGUGUGGAGACAGAUGAAGGGCUUAUGCGGGAACUCCAGCGCCUUAGAUUAGCCAAUAGUCAGCUGGAUAAAGAAAAGGCUGAAUUGAUCCAUCAGAUAGAAGUUAAUAAGGACCAACCUAGAGCUGGAAGCAGCACACCUGAUUCUGACCAACUAAAGGAAAAGAUAAGUGAUCUGGAGACACAGCUCAGAAAGUCAGACCUAGACAAGCAACAUUUGAUGGAGGAAAUUAAAAAGCUGAAAAAAGAACUGGAAAAUUUUGAUCCUUCGUUCUUUGAAGAAAUUGAAGACCUGAAGUACAACUAUAAGGAAGAAGUGAAGAAGAAUAUUUUAUUAGAAGAGAAGUUAAAAAAGCUUUCUGAGCAGUUUGGAUUUGAAUUACCUAGUCCUGUUGCUGCUUCUGAACAGACGGAAGAUAGAGAAAGUCCUAAUAAUUUCCCUAUUUAUUAA